Zeugodacus cucurbitae (melon fly) is the source of this 6599-nucleotide messenger RNA. RefSeq lists its product as uncharacterized. The record is from RefSeq and is a predicted model, not a curated record. Gene Ontology annotation, molecular function: iron ion binding; flavin adenine dinucleotide binding; glutamate synthase (NADH) activity. Lineage: Eukaryota; Metazoa; Arthropoda; Insecta; Diptera; Tephritidae. Gene Ontology annotation, biological process: ammonia assimilation cycle. The transcript is spliced from 16 exons. The coding region runs from base 195 to 6437 and encodes 2080 amino acids.
UAAAAAAUUGAUAUCGAUUUUAAUAGUAUCCGGUUUUCUUGUGCGAAUCCAUAGCGAUGGGAAUUAACUAGAUUUGCUAAUUGGUUGUUUUUCAUUUUCUUCAUUCGUUUGUGGAAAAUCAUCAGUUUUAGUCGUGUAAAGUUUUUAAGGAAUAUUUACGAGAACAACUAAUCUGUAAAUCUGAGCAGAAAGACAUGAGAAACGUUUAUGAUCAGAAUUUGUAUACGAAUAAUGAAUAUAAUAAAGAAAAUGGAAAAUUAACGAAAAUAUCAAACCCAGAAAGUAAUGAGUGGGAAGCUCCUUUGGCUCAAGGAUUAUAUGACCCUCAGAAUGAGCACGAGGCUUGCGGCGUUGGUUUUAUCGUUUCUAUUGAUGGAAAACAAUCGCAUAAGAUUUUACGAGAUGCACAGACUUUGUCGGAACGGAUGAAUCAUCGUGGAGCUUGCGCAUGUGAUAAUGAUACUGGAGAUGGAGCUGGAGUGAAGACGUCAAUACCGCAUAAUUUAUAUGCUAAAGAACUAUCUUCCGCUGGCGUAACUUUACCAGCGUUCGGAAAUUAUGCAACAGGAAUUAUUUAUUGUGACGAAAAAACCUACUCUGAGGCUGAAAAUGAUUUUGCUAAAUUAGCAGAAGAAUUGAAUCUGACAGUUUUGGCAUGGCGCACUGUACCUACAAACAAAGAUGCUAUCGGAGCCGUCGCAAGGAAAUCCGAACCACUUUCGCGACAAGUGUUUGUUGGAUGUUCCUCGGAUUUAACUCAAGAUGCUUUCGAUCGGCAAAUUUAUGUGCUCCGUAAACGCUCCAGCCAUGAAUUAAUGAAAGAUGGACGCCGUUUUUAUAUUUGCUCAUUAUGCUCCAAAACUGUGGUUUACAAAGGUUUGUUCACUUCUGACCAGUUGUGGGAAUAUUACACUGAUCUCAAAGAUCCAAAUUUUGAAACUUAUUUGGCUUUGGUACAUACUCGUUUUUCCACAAACACAUUUCCGUCCUGGGAACGUGCUCAUCCAUUACGUGUGAUAGCACAUAAUGGAGAAAUCAAUACCUUGCGCGGAAAUGUAAAUUUAAUGAAAGCUCGUGAAGGUGUUAUGCAGAGUGAACUAUUUGGAGAUCAUCUCAAAAAACUUUAUCCUGUCGUUGAACCAAAUUUAUCGGAUUCAGGCUCAUUUGAUUGCGUUCUCGAAUUUCUUACGAUGGCCAGUAGACGUUCAUUACCAGAGGCUGUAAUGACAAUGGUCCCUGAAGCUUGGCAAAAUGAUAAAACCAUGUCGCAGGAAAAACGUGACUUUUACCAAUGGGCAUCAUGUGUAAUGGAACCGUGGGAUGGUCCUGCUUUAAUUUCAUUUACAGAUGGUCGGUAUAUUGGAGCGGUACUUGAUCGAAAUGGAUUGCGCCCGUCACGUUUUUAUGUGACAAAUGAAAAUGUUCUUGUAAUGGCUUCCGAAGUUGGCGUUUACGAUAUCGAUCCAUCAAAAAUUGUUUUGAAAAGUCGUUUGAAACCUGGUCGAAUGUUAUUAGUUGACACCAAAGAAAAAAAACUUAUACAGGAUGUUGAAAUCAAAACGCAAAUUUCUAGAUCUCGCCCUCAUUCAGAGUGGCUUCAGCAAAAGAUAACUAUUGAUGAAAUACGCAAUGCGAACAUAUUGGAAGAUAAAUCAGCUGACGAGGGAUUAGCUAUAAAACCAUUGAACAACUAUGCGUUAGACCCGAGACUUCUACUUUUUGGCUAUACAACCGAAACUAUAAACAUGCUUCUUUUGCCUAUGUUCAGUACCAGAAAAGAAGCUCUUGGCUCGAUGGGGAACGAUGCCCCAUUAGCAUGUUUGUCUUCUUUCCAACCGUUGCCAUACGAAUAUUUUAAACAACUAUUUGCACAAGUAACUAAUCCACCCAUUGAUCCGUUUCGUGAAAAGGUAGUAAUGUCCAUGCAAUGUCCUAUAGGACCCGAGGCAAACUUACUUCAACCAUCCUGCAAACAAGUACAUCGAAUUUGGUUAUCAAAUCCAAUUCUAAGUAUUCCUGACGUGAAUUUGUUGAAAAGAAACUCUCAUAGAGGAUGGAGAACAAAAGUGUUGGACAUUACGUUUAGAUUUGAAGAUGGAAUUAAGGGUUAUAUUGAUUGCAUUGACGAUAUUUGUCGACAGGGUUUUAACGCCGCAUCUUCAGGUUAUCAGUUACUCAUUAUUUCUGAUCGGAAUGCUGGGCAUGGGAAAGUACCUAUAUCAGCUUUACUUGCUCUGGGUGCAUUGCAUCACCAUCUAAUAGAAACCUUACAACGUAUGAAAGUUGGAAUUAUAGUAGAGACAGCUGAGGCACGUGAAGUACACCAUAUUUGUGUAUUGCUUGGAUAUGGUGCAGAUGCCAUUUGUCCUUAUUUGGCUUUUGAGUUAGCACAGGCACUUCGUGAUGAUUGCGUCAUUAGUGCAGCUGCAAGUGACAAACAAAUUUAUAGUGCCUAUGCGAAGGCUAUAGAGACUGGUGUGGCAAAAGUAAUGGCUAAAAUGGGGAUUAGUACAUUACAAUCUUACAAGAGUGCACAAAUAUUUGAGGCUGUAGGAAUAGGUGAACAGCUUAUUAAUAAAUGUUUUCGAGGAACAGCGAGUAGGAUCGGAGGUAUUAGUUUGGAAAUAGUAGCGAAAGAAGCUAUGGAACGAUAUAAUAUGGCAUUUGGUAGUACAUUAUGUGACACUCGUAUACUUCGAAAUCCUGGUAAUUAUCAUUGGCGCAAUGGAGGUGAGGCUCAUAUAAAUGAACCCGCUGCUAUUGCAAGUCUACAGGAAGCUACGUUAAAUAAAAAUUGGGAUUCCUUUGAAGCAUUUAAAUUAACAACUUUAGAAAGUGUAAAGAAAUGCACACUUAGAGGCCAACUAGAGUUUGUUACCAAUAAAAAAAAAAUAGAUAUAUCGGAAGUGGAGGAAGCAUCAGAAAUUGUGAAAAGGUUCGUUACCGGCGCUAUGAGUUUUGGCAGCAUUUCUCUUGAAGCACAUCAAACAUUGGCUAUUUCAAUGAAUCGUAUUGGAGGGAAAAGUAAUACCGGCGAAGGUGGUGAAAAUGCAGAUCGGUACUUAGAAAAAGAUUCGCAUAAUAGUAGGAGAUCAGCAAUAAAGCAAAUUGCAUCAGGCCGUUUUGGAGUAACAGCUGCAUAUCUUGCAAAUGCGGAUGAUCUCCAAAUUAAAAUGGCUCAGGGAGCAAAACCAGGGGAGGGUGGUGAACUCCCUGGGUAUAAAGUUACGAAGGAAAUAGCAGAAACUCGGCACUCUGUCCCUGGUGUUGGUCUUAUUUCACCACCACCACAUCACGACAUUUAUUCAAUUGAAGAUUUAGCCGAGCUUAUAUAUGACUUAAAAUGCGCAAACCCCAAUGCAAGAAUAAGUGUUAAGUUGGUUUCCGAAGUCGGAGUUGGAGUAGUAGCAUCUGGAGUUGCGAAGGGUAAAGCAGAACAUAUUGUUAUAUCAGGACAUGACGGCGGAACUGGAGCAAGCUCUUGGACUGGUAUUAAGCAUGCUGGCCUUCCAUGGGAAUUAGGAGUGGCCGAAACGCAUCAAGUUCUCGUUUUAAACAAUUUGCGAUCAAGGGUUAUAAUUCAAGCAGAUGGUCAAUUACGUACGGGCUUUGAUGUUGUUGUGGCGGCGUUGCUUGGUGCUGAUGAAUUCGGAUUCAGUACAGCUCCUUUAAUUGUUAUGGGAUGUACUAUGAUGAGGAAAUGUCAUUUAAAUACAUGUCCAGUAGGCAUCGCAACACAGGAUCCAGUACUACGACAGAAGUUUACCGGAAAGCCCGAACAUGUGAUUAAUUUCUUCUUCAUGCUAGCAGAAGAUAUUCGUAAGAUCAUGGCUAAUUUGGGAAUUCGUCGAUUUCAAGAUUUAAUUGGACGUACUGAUUUACUUCAAGUAUCCAGAAAAAGAAAUAACAAACCCGAUUAUCUAGAUCUAUCGCUACUUUUGAAAAACGCUCUAGAAUUACGGCCUGGUACAAACAUAGUAGGAGGUUCUAUGCGUCAAAAUUUUCAGUUGGAAAAACGUGCUGAUAAUAAGCUUAUUGAAAUGGCACAUAACGUUAUAUAUGGCUUAGAGGACAAUAUUAUUAUUAAAAUGUACAUAAACAAUGAGGAACGUGCUUUCGGAUCAACACUGAGUUAUCAUAUAGCCUGCAAAUAUGGAGAGGAUGGUCUACCAUUUGGCAAAACCAUCGAUAUAGUUUUGGAAGGAUCAGCUGGGCAAAGUUUUUGCGCAUUUCUAUCGUCCGGUGUAAAUGUCACAUUAAAAGGAGAUGCUAAUGAUUAUGUUGGUAAAGGUUUAUGUGGUGGCAGCAUUGUAAUAGUUCCUCCUGACAAUUCAGUAUUUGAAUCGCAUUUGAAUGUGAUAGUAGGAAACGUUUGCUUGUAUGGUGCAACUAAAGGCACUGCAUAUUUUCGAGGUAUAGCAGCUGAACGAUUCUGUGUUAGGAAUUCCGGGGUUACAGCUGUUGUCGAGGGAGUUGGAGACCAUGGGUGCGAAUAUAUGACUGGAGGUAUCGUACUUAUUCUAGGCUUGACAGGUCGAAAUUUCGCUGCAGGAAUGUCUGGCGGAAUAGCUUAUAUUUAUGACGUUGAUAACUCUUUUGAAAGCAAAGUGAAUCCAGAAUCUGUUUCUGUGCUUCCAUUGGAACUUGAGUCAGAUAUAAGUCUUAUUAAGAGUCUGCUGGAGGAUUUUAUAAACAAGACUAAUUCAAAAGUAGCAAAAGAAAUAUUCGCUAAUUGGACUGAGUACCAGACUAAAUUUGUAAAAGUAUUCCCGUAUGAAUACCAAAAAGCUUUACGAGUUUUGGAAAACACUGGAAGUACUAAUACAAAUGAACAUCGUCAUGAAAUAAAAAUUACAAAAUCUUUUGCAGCUGUGGAACCGGUUAUUCAUGAUAUAGAAGAAACUCUUCAAAAAAAAGAAAGUAUUCAGUCAGAGCAGUCAUUGGACAAAAUCCGAGGUUUCAUUAAAUAUAAAAGAGAAAUAAAUAUGUACCGAAACGCUAAUGAUCGACAAGAAGAUUGGGAAGAAGUUUAUAAUUUCCAAAAUAUUCGUAAACAUUUGAAAACGCAAGCUGCACGAUGUAUGGAAUGCGGUGUUCCCUUUUGCCAGUCAAAUGCACAUGGUUGUCCAUUGGGAAACAUUAUUCCAAAGUGGAAUGAUCUUGUUUUUAAAAAUGACUGGCAAGAAGCUUUACAGCAACUUUUGCAAACGAAUAAUUUUCCUGAGUUUACUGGUAGAGUCUGUCCAGCUCCCUGUGAAGGGGCCUGUGUCUUAGGGAUAUCAGAACCACCAGUAACUAUCAAAAACAUUGAAUGUGCUAUUAUUGAUCAUGCAUUUGAACAAGGUUGGAUGAAGCCUGACAUUCCUAGUAAACGAACUGGAAAACGAGUAGCAAUUGUUGGUUCUGGACCUUCCGGUUUAGCCGCCGCAUGUCAAUUGAAUCGAGCUGGCCAUUUCGUUACUGUUUUUGAAAGAAAUGAUAGACCCGGAGGCUUAUUGCAGUACGGUAUCCCAACUAUGAAAUUAUCAAAAGUUGUAGUAAAACGCCGUAUUGAUCUGAUGACUGAUGAAGGAAUAGAGUUUCGAACGAAAGUACAUAUUGGCAAAGAUAUAAAAGCAACAAAGUUACUAGAACAGUACGAUGCAUUACUACUUACAACUGGUUCCACUUUUCCGCGGGACUUAAAUGUAGUUAAUAGAGAUUUAAACGGAAUACAUUUCGCUAUGGAAUUUCUUGAAUCCCAACAGAAAAGACAACUCGGUAGUCAAAAUGACAUAAUAUCAGCUAAAGAUAAACAUGUAAUUAUAAUCGGGGGUGGCGAUACUGGCUGCGAUUGUAUGGCUACAGCUUUACGACAAGGUGCCAAAAGUAUUACCACAUUUGAAAUAUUGCCUGAACCCCCUAAACAUCGUUCGAAAGAUAACCCUUGGCCACAAUGGCCGAAAGUGUUCAGAGUUGAUUAUGGACAUGAGGAAGUUCGUAUAAAAUUUGGCCACGAUCCCCGCCAAUACUGCACGACGACAAAAGAAUUAAUAGGAGAAAAUGGCACCAUAAAAGCCAUAAAAACUAUUCAGGUCGAAUGGAAAAAAACUUCCACUGGACAAUGGUCAAUGUCUGAAGUACUUGGUAGCGAGAAAUAUUACCCGGCUGAACUUGUUUUACUGGCAAUGGGCUUCUUAGGUCCUGAAAAAUCUUUACCAGAAGAACUUGGACUUGACCUUGAUGGUCGUGGAAACAUUAAAUCUAACAAUGGCCAAUUCGGGACCACUAAUUCAAAAGUUUUCGCUGCUGGUGAUUGCCGUAGAGGCCAAUCUUUGGUCGUUUGGGCCAUUACUGAAGGACGACAAGCUGCACGGCAAAUUGAUACUUAUCUGAUGGGUGCUCCAAGCAGUUUACCCGGUCCUGGAGGUGUUAUAGACAUAACUCGAAACGUCUAAGCAAAUAUGUUGUUAAACAUGAUUGUGUCAUAUACUUUUAAGUUCCAUAAAAUCAGUGUAUUCAGCAGUUUAUAUAUAAUAAAGUAAAAAAAAUAUUUGUGAAUCUGUAAUAACAGAGUAAAACAUAAUUUGAUAAUAAACCAAAAUGUUACAGCUUUACAA